AUGGAUCCGUCAAGAGGUAACUACUUCGGUAACAACAAUGAAAACGCUGGCGUAGGAAACAAUUUCUUUGGUCAUUAUGCAGAUGUCCCCAAUGAGCAAGACAGAUAUGCGUAUAACAAUUAUUACAACACUGCGGACAACGCAUCCAUGUUAGUUAAUGGGAUUGAACGGUUGUCGUUGCAAAACCCCACUGACUCGUUCAAUGCAAACCAGGGGGUUUGGUAUGGGUCAGGUACUCCUACAUUUGUACAAAACACAUCGAACUUCUUUGGAACAGCAAAUGCAUCAUCAUUGGAUGGGUUUUGGAAUGGAGGGCCAGAAUGGGGAAAUACAGAUGGUAGAACAUCCCUUGAAGGAAUAUCGAAUCAAUGGGCUCGGGUUCGUAACGAAGAGAGUCAAUAUGGGGGUCAAUAUGAUGGAACGAGAUACACAACUUGUAAUAGGGACACACCUUCAACUUCACAAAUGCACUCAAACGAAGCAUUUUCUAGGGGUAAUACACGUUUGGUUGCAGAGGAGGUUAAUGAAGCGGAAUCAGAUGAGGUGGAGGAUGACGCAGAUGAAUCGGAUGAGGAGGAGGAGGACGAAGAGGAAUCAGAUGAGGAUGAGGAGGACGAAGAGGAAUCAGAUGAGGAGGAGGAGGGGGAUAACGAAGAGGAAUCAGAUGAGGAGGAGGGCAUUAAAAAGGACGACUUCAGGAAUGCCGUGCAUCAACGAGACUUGUAUUUCGUACAGCAAGUAAUGGAGGAAGUCGAUGAAAACCGCCCGAACAAAAAACAGAAGAUACCGUACCUUACGUCGGCCAACAAAGGUUUGGAGUGGGUGAUGUCAGCAUUAAAUUCCGAGAAUACUAGAAAGUGUCCUGAAGUCUUCGGGAUGAAAAAGGAAGUGUUUGAAAAGCUAUGCAAUGAAAUGGUUAACAAAUACGGCUUCAAAAUAGGAACAAAACGUGCGGUCGGCGUAAUUGAGAGCCUUGCAAUGUUUUUGUGCUUAUUGCGUGGACAGACCCUUAAACAGAUCCAGGAACAAUUCCAACGUGGGCAAGCUACUUGUUCGAGGCAGAUCAACAAAGUCCUAAAAUGUAUGUUAAAAUUGGCGGCGGACGAAAUAAAGCCAAAAAGCGAUUACAAUGACCCACAUCAUUACUUGCAAGCUAGACCUCAAUACAAACAGUUCAAGGAUUGCAUUGGGGCGAUGGAUGGUACUCAUGUAUUUUGCAAGCCUAAUCCGAAGGAUGCGAAAAGAUUUUGGGGACGGAAGGGAGGCCACACUACGAACAUAAUAGCUGUGUGCGACUUUGAUCUAUGCUUCACUUUUGCCUCGCCGGGGUGGGAAGGAUCGAUGCAUGAUUAUUUAAUUUUCAAGGAAUGUGUUCAUGGUAAAGGCAAGAAAAAGUUUCCGCAUCCACCGGAAGGCAAGUACUAUUUAGUGGACGGUGGCUACCCUAAUGCAAAAGGAUACAUGGCACCGUACAAAGGGCACAUGUACCACCUAGACGAUUUUAGGCGCAGAGUGAGACGACACAUGGGUGACCACGAAUACUUUAAUAGGUGGCACUCGUCACUUCGAUCUGUCAUUGAGCGAACAUUUGGGGUAUGGAAAAAUCGAUGGCGGAUGAUGAAGAUUCCAACAUAUUAUAACUUGGCGCUUCACAAGAAGUAUGUUCUGGCUUCCAUGGGCAUACACAACUUCAUAAUCCGCAAUUGUCCGGACGACGAAGAGUUGCAAGAAGCUUUGCUUGAUGAUGAAAACUAUGAUAACGAUGAUAUUCCGGAUAUUAAUCCCCGAUCCUCCGAAAUGGAGGCCGCUGAAGACAUGCUAUUUCCGCUACAUGCGAAUGAUUCGAACAUGCGAGAGGUGCGAGAUGAAAUAAUGACAAACAUGAAAUUGGACCGACGACGACGAGGAAGAAGUUAAGGCGGGAAUGCUUAGGUUCAGCUGCCCUUGA
Molecule: messenger RNA, 1948 nt
Organism: Rhododendron vialii
Lineage: Eukaryota; Viridiplantae; Streptophyta; Magnoliopsida; Ericales; Ericaceae
Exons: 3
Coding region: 1-1917 (638 amino acids)
Source: RefSeq, a predicted model, not a curated record